Oryza brachyantha (malo sina) is the source of this 3504-nucleotide messenger RNA. Its product is annotated as receptor kinase-like protein Xa21. The coding region runs from base 1 to 3408 and encodes 1135 amino acids. The record is from RefSeq and is a predicted model, not a curated record. Gene Ontology annotation, molecular function: protein binding; ATP binding; protein kinase activity. Gene Ontology annotation, cellular component: plasma membrane. Gene Ontology annotation, biological process: protein phosphorylation; hormone-mediated signaling pathway. The transcript has 2 exons. NCBI's taxonomy places the organism in Eukaryota, Viridiplantae, Streptophyta, Magnoliopsida, Poales, Poaceae.
AUGGUCUCUUCGAGUGCCUCGUCUCCAUAUGUUGCAUGGGUUCUUUAUCUCUCUACCUUCUUUUGCUCCACAUUGUUAGCCAUCUGCAAUCAAACUGAAUACGAUAGACAGGCUCUCCUUUGCUUCAAGUCUCAGCUCUCUGGUCCAUCCAGAGCUCUAUCCUCAUGGUCAUGGAGCAACACAUCCUUGAAUCUCUGCAAUUGGGAUGGAGUCACCUGCAGCGCGCGACGCCCACAUCGUGUCGUUGCAAUAGACCUUGCAUCAGAAGGCAUCACAGGUACCAUAUCACCUUGCAUCGCCAACCUUACCUCUCUUACAACACUGCAACUGUCAGACAACAGCUUCCACGGCAGCAUACCAUCCAGGCUUGGUUUCCUGAGUGAACUCAGGAACCUCAACCUCAGCAUGAACUCUUUAGAAGGUAGCAUCCCGGCUGAACUUUCUUCAUGUUCCAAACUAGAAAUCCUAGGUUUGUGGAACAAUGCCAUCCAGGGUGAGAUCCCAGGUAGCCUAAGUGAAUGCAUUUAUCUUCAGGAGAUCAAUCUCAGCAGAAACAAAUUGCAAGGUAUCAUCCCCCCAGCUUUCGGAAACCUUCCUAUGCUGCAAGUACUAGUCCUCAGUAGCAACAGGCUCACCGGUAACAUACCACCGGUUCUAGGCAGCAGCUUUUCUCUCAAAUAUGUUGAUCUUGGCAGUAAUGCUCUCACAGGAAGCAUACCAGAGUCCUUGGCAAACAGUUCAUCUCUCCAAGUGCUUAGGCUCAUGGGAAAUAGUCUUAGUGGAGAACUCCCAAAGUCUCUAUUCAAUACUUCAUCACUUGUUGCCAUUUACCUCCAACGGAACAGCUUUGUUGGUUCUAUACCCGCUGUUACUACAAAGUCCUCCCCUAUUAAGUAUCUCGAUUUAACUGACAACUAUAUCUCAGCAACAAUACCUUCCUCAUUGGGUAACCUUUCUUCCCUACUGAAUCUUCGCCUUACAGGGAAUAAUUUAAUUGGUAACAUCCCAGAGAGCUUAGGUCAUAUACAAACACUUGAGAUGUUGACCUUGAAUAUGAACAACUUGUCUAGCUUAGUUCCACCAUCUAUCUUCAACCUCUCAUCCCUGACAUUUCUUGCAAUGGCAAACAACUCACUCAUGGGAAGAUUGCCCUACGAUAUUGGCUACACACUUCCAAAAAUUGAGGGCUUGAUCCUCUCAUCCAACAAGUUUGUUGGCCCAAUUCCAGCUUCUAUUCUCAAUGCCUACCACCUAAAUACGCUUUACCUAGGGGGAAACAGUUUCACUGGGCUCAUGCCAUUCUUCGGGUCAUUGCCAAAUUUGGAGGUACUUGAUGUGUCAUACAACAUGCUACAACUGGACAAUUGGGGAUUUAUGGCAUCACUCUCGAAUUGCUCUAAAUUGACUCAAUUGAUGCUAGAUGGGAACAGCUUCCAAGGAAAUUUGCCGAAUUCAAUCGGCAAUCUUUCCAAAAAUCUUGAAGAGUUAUGGCUAAGAAAUAACAAACUCCACGGACCCAUACCACCAGAAAUAGGCAAUCUGAAGAGCCUCAGUAUAUUGUUUAUGGAUUACAAUCUUUUCACUGGCAAUAUACCACAAACAAUUGGGAAUCUGAACAAAUUAGUUGUUCUAUCAUUUGCAAAAAAUAAGCUCUCAGGCCAUAUCCCGGAUGUUUUUGGCAACCUACGUCAGUUGACAGAUAUAAAAUUGGAUGGGAACAACUUCAGUGGAAGAAUACCUGCAAGUAUAGGACAAUGCACUCAACUCCAGAUACUAAACCUUGCUCACAACUCAUUAGAUGGCAACAUACCAAGCAAAAUAUUCAAAAUUUCUUCACUUUCUCAAGAGAUGGACUUGUCACACAAUUACUUGUCUGGAGGAAUACCGGACGAGGUUGGAAACCUCAUUCAUUUGAACAGACUUAGCAUCUCAAACAAUAUGUUGUCCGAAAAGAUACCCUCCUCCCUUGGCUACUGUGUGGCUCUGGAGUAUCUCGAGGUACAAAGCAACACCUUUUUAGGAGGUAUUCCACAAUCUUUUAUGAAAUUAGUAAGCAUUAAAAAGAUGGAUAUAUCUAGGAAUAAUUUGUCUGGGAAAAUUCCAGAGUUUCUCAAAUCGUUGAGUUACCUACAAGAGCUCAAUUUAUCCUUCAAUAAUUUUGACGGAGUUAUUCCAAGGGGCGGUAUUUUUGACAUCGAUGCUGCAGUAUCAAUAGAAGGAAAUGACCAUUUGUGUACAAGCGUUCCAAUAGAAGGUAUUCCUUCUUGCCCUGUUUUGGUUGACAGGAAAAAGAAACUCAAGGUCUUGGUUCUAGUCCUAGAGAUACUAAUACCAUCUGUUGUUCUUAUAAUAAUUAUGUCCUAUAUUGUGAGAGUGUUAGUGAGGAAGGAGAUGCAAGGAAAACCAAUGAGCCAACUUAUUAGUGAGCACAUAAAGAACAUAACAUAUCAAGACAUUGUAAAGGCUACAGAUAGAUUCAGUUCUGAAAAUUUAAUUGGGUCGGGGUCAUUCGGGAUGGUUUAUAAAGGUAAUCUAGACCCUCAAGGAGAUGAAGUUGCCAUCAAAAUAUUUAACCUUAGUAUUUAUGGGGCACAAAGGAGCUUCGAUGUGGAGUGUGAAGCCCUAAGAAACAUUCGUCAUCGAAAUAUUGUCAAAAUCAUCACUCUCUGCUCUUCUGUGGAUUCUAGUGGGGCAGAUUUCAGAGCCCUUGUGUUCCAAUACAUGACCAAUGGGAACUUGGAUGCAUGGCUACAUCCGAAGGCCCAUGAACACUCUGAGAGGAAAACUCUGACUAUUAACCAAAGAAUCAAUAUAGCCUUGGAUGUAGCUUUCGCUUUGGAGUAUCUCCAUAACCAAUGUGCAUCUCCACUAGUACAUUGUGACUUGAAGCCAAGUAAUAUCCUGUUGGACCUUGACAUGAUUGCUUAUGUCAGUGACUUUGGCCUAGCAAGAUGUCCAAACAUUACAUCAAAUGGAAAUGAAGGGCAUUCAAAAAGCUUUACUUUCCUAAAAGGAUCGAUAGGAUACAUCCCACCAGAGUAUGGUAUGAAUGAAGUGAUAUCAACCAAGGGUGAUGUCUACAGUUUCGGUGUGUUUCUGUUAGAAAUGAUAACGGGGAGUAGGCCUACUGAUGAAAAGUUCAGUGACGGCACAAACCUUCAUGAACUUGUUGCAAGUGCUUUUCCUAAUAAUAUCUACGAGAUAGUUGAUCCCAGAAUGUUACAAGACGAAGUCAACGUAACAACAGUGAUGCAGAACUGCAUCAUUCCAUUGGUCAGAAUAGGUCUCUGCUGCUCCGUGGCAUCUCCUAAGGACCGAUGGCAAAUGGGACCAGUGUCUGCUGAACUCCUUAAGAUCAAGCAGAAAUUCUCAACCAUACAUGGUGUAAAGCAUCAGCAAGAUCAGUAGUGUUCUAUUUAAAAAUGGAAGUGGCUGUGCUGCUGAGCUACCUUCACUUUGUAAGUUUGUUCUUGCAGAACAAUUAAACUAUUUUAGGCAGAGUUC